Coniosporium apollinis CBS 100218 is the source of this 1626-nucleotide messenger RNA. RefSeq lists its product as uncharacterized. Lineage: Eukaryota; Fungi; Ascomycota; Dothideomycetes. The coding region runs from base 1 to 1626 and encodes 541 amino acids. The record is from RefSeq and is a predicted model, not a curated record. The transcript has 3 exons. Gene Ontology annotation, molecular function: fructokinase activity; ATP binding; mannokinase activity. Gene Ontology annotation, cellular component: cytosol; mitochondrion. Gene Ontology annotation, biological process: glucose 6-phosphate metabolic process; intracellular glucose homeostasis; glycolytic process.
AUGGCUCUCUCAGAAGCAGCGAAGCGGGUAGCCGCCGAGUUCGACUUCUCAGCAGAGCAGGUCGAUGCGGCUGCGAGGGAGUUUGUCAGAGAGAUGGAGGAGGGCCUGCAGAAGGAUGGCACGCACAUGAGCCAGAUCCCGACGUAUGUCACUGCUGUGCCCAAUGGCACUGAGAAGGGCCUUUACAUGGCCGUCGACCUAGGCGGCACAAACUUCCGCGUUUGCAGCAUCGAGCUGCACGGCAACACGACCUUCUCGCUCACACAGUCCAAAGUUGCCAUACCACGCGACCUGAUGGUGGCCAAGACCUCGACCGAGCUUUUCUCCUUCCUAGCAAAGCAGAUCGAGAAGUUCCUUCAGACGCAUCACACGGAUCACUACGAAGGACAUAUCCGCCGACGCAAGACGGACAGCGCAGAGGAGGGCUACAAGGACGAGGAGAUAUUCAACCUAGGCUUUACCUUCAGCUUCCCUGUCCACCAGAUCGGGAUUAACAAGGGCACGCUGAUUCGCUGGACCAAGGGGUUCGACAUCCAGGACGCCAUCGGGCGCGACGUCUGCGCGCUGCUCCAGGAAGAAAUCGACAAGCUGCACCUCCCCGUACGCGUCGCGGCGCUGGUGAACGACACCGUCGGCACCCUCAUGGCGCGCAGUUACACCUCCCCCGGCAAGACCGGGACGCUGCUUGGCGCCAUCUUCGGCACGGGCACCAACGGCGCCUACGUCGAGAAGCUCGACAACGUGACCAAGCUGCGUGCGAGCAAAGAAGCAGGCGACUACGACGAAUCAACGGGCGAAAUGAUCAUCAACACGGAAUGGGGCUCCUUCGAUAAUGAUCUCAAGACGCAGCCCAACACGCCCUACGACGAGGCGCUGGAUAAGGAAUCCGUGAACCCGGGCAUCCAGAUGUUCGAGAAAAGAGUUAGCGGCAUGUUCCUCGGCGAGAUCCUGCGUCGGGCUAUUUUGGCGCUUACUGAGGACCCGAAAGUCCCGCUGUUCUCGGACGAGACGAGCGCGCAGAAUGAUAUCCAUUCCACGACUAACAUCCUUGAUACCAGCCCGCUGUACAAGCAGUGGGGUAUUGAUACUAGCUUCUUGUCGAUCUGCGCCGCGGAUAACUCCAAGGGUCUGAGGGUCACGCGUCAGGCGCUGGAUAAGGACCUCCAAAUCCCAGCCACCUCGGAAGAAGACGCCCUCGCCGUCCGCGAGAUCGCCAACGCAAUCGGGAAGCGUGCGGCGCGCCUCGCAGCCGUGGCCGUCGGCGCCGUGGUCCUCAAGUCCGGCAAGCUGGACGUCAAGUCCACGGAGGACAAGUCCGGCGUCGAGCCCUCGGGCGGCCGCGGCGAGGGCCCGGAGCAUGAGGAAGGUGCCGAGGGUGGGGAGGUCAAGGAGGAGGAUACGAUUGAUAUUGGCGUUGAUGGGAGUUUGGUCGAGUUUUAUCCGAACUUUGAGGAGUAUAUGCGGGAGGCGCUACAAGAGAUUGAGGGGAUCGGGAAGGAGGGGGAGAAGAGGAUCAGGAUUGGGAUUGCGAAGGAUGGGAGUGGGGUGGGUGCAGCGCUGAUUGCGCUUGUGGCGGGGAAGGUGGGGAAGCCGGACGAUGUCGAGGAGUGUGAUAGUGAUGAUUGA